ACAUUUAACACUUUAUUCAUGUCAAAAAUUCAACCAAAGGACGGCGCUUCUUUAUGGUUUAAGAAUAAAUUUGGACAUGCAAAAUUGAAAACUACUGAUUUUAAAACUGAAUUAGCAAAACGAUUGGCACAAAGGAGGCAUAAAGAUUUGGAAAUGAGACAUAAUUUUUACAAUGUAGAAAAUGAAAUUUCUGAAAAUGAAGAAGGGGAUAGUGAGUGCGAGGAAGAAUUAUCUGAUAAUGAAUUGCAUAAAUCUAAAAAAGAAAAUAUAAUGAAUGAGAAUGAAGUUAAAAAUAAUGAAGUAGAAAAUGAGGAGAAAGAAGAAUUAGAAAAUGAUAACGGGCCGAAUGUUGAUGUUUCUGAUUAUGAAGGGGGUGAAGAAGAAAAUGUUGAGGACGAAGAAUAUACUGACAGUCAAGGAGAAAAGGAAGAAGAAGAAAAUGAGUCAGUGUGUGGUGAUUAUGUUUCGAAUAAGAAAAUGUAUGUUAUUGAUGAUGACGAGGAUAUGGAUGAAGAGAAGAGUGAAAAUAUUAAUUUGAAAGAAGUACAUAUUCAAUCUGAACUUGUUGUUAACCAAAGCGUUGUUGACCUUUUCACUGUUGAAGAUGAUGAUGGAGAUAAUCAACUGGGUAAAUCAAUCGAUGAAGCAGAGAAGGAGGAGGAAGAUUUUGAAGAAGAAAUUCCUAAAAAUGUAGCAGAGUCAAAACAACAAAAUUUAAAAGAAAUGUUUGAUGAUGAAGCGUCUCUGUCUGGUGAUGAUAUUGGUUCAGAUCGCGACGAAAUGGAUGAUAUUGAAGGGAUGGAUGAAUAUGAAGCUGAAGAAGGAGAUCAUGACAAGUUAAAUGAAGAUGAAAUUAGAGACAAUUUAAUUAGACAAUAUAAUAAAUAUGAAAGGGAUGCGGACGAUAAACGUUUGUUAAAAUUGCAAGAGGCGUUUUUUGCUGAUUCUGAUCUACAUAAUCAUGUAGGAAGCAGUGACAGAAGCUUUCGUUUUAGAAUGCAAGGAGAUUCAAAAAUUGAUUGGUCCAAAAUUUUUAAUAUUGAAGAUGGAGAGGAUUUAAAUGAGGAAGAUGAUGGGGAGGUUGAAUCUAGAAGAGAAAAGCGAAUAAAAAUAUUAGAAUGGCAAUUAGAACAAAACAAAAAAGGAAUUAAACGAAAAUUUGGUGAAAUUGAUAAUUCUGAUAAUGAAGAGGAGGAGGAAAAUGAAAUACAACAAAAUGGGGUGAAUGAUCAACAAAUUAAUUCUGCCGAUUUAGAUGAUGAUAGUAAUGUUGGUGAAGGUGGUCUAUUUCAAUUGGGAGAACAAAUAUUGUUUGGAAAAGAAAAUGAAUUGUCUGAAAAAGAUAACAAUCUUAACGGAUCAACAAACAAAAAUUCAUUUCAUUCUAUACAACUUCCAACUUCUUCAACUACAUGGCGAAAAAAAGACUCUUUGAUCGAUAGAGCUAGCAAUCUUGAAGUUCUUUUUAGGAAUGGAGAUAUUAAUGAAAUAACUAAAUUUGGUACUGAGAGUUGUAAUUCUCUUUUCCAAAUGAAAAAUAUUUGAUAGAAAAUGUGAAAGGAAUUUGGAAGGAUUAUUUUUGUUUUUUACCCGAGGGGUUUUUUUUGGAUCAACCGUACUAUUCUUUGAAUUGUGGACCUUUGGUGGUCCAAUAUCCAAGACCUAAAAAUUUCCAUAACAUAAGCCCAAGACUGCACCCAAAGCCAAAAAUUCAUAAAAAUCAAAAUUUCUAUUAUUCCUUUCA
Molecule: messenger RNA, 1744 nt
Organism: Meloidogyne enterolobii
Lineage: Eukaryota; Metazoa; Nematoda; Chromadorea; Rhabditida; Meloidogynidae
Source: the annotation of a GenBank genome assembly